Messenger RNA from Xylaria bambusicola, 1790 nucleotides. Its product is annotated as signal recognition particle protein. The transcript has 2 exons. The record is from RefSeq and is a predicted model, not a curated record. Bases 177 to 1736 code for a protein of 519 amino acids. Gene Ontology annotation, biological process: SRP-dependent cotranslational protein targeting to membrane; SRP-dependent cotranslational protein targeting to membrane, translocation. Gene Ontology annotation, molecular function: endoplasmic reticulum signal sequence receptor activity; 7S RNA binding; ATP hydrolysis activity. Gene Ontology annotation, cellular component: signal recognition particle, endoplasmic reticulum targeting; cytosol. NCBI's taxonomy places the organism in Eukaryota, Fungi, Ascomycota, Sordariomycetes, Xylariales, Xylariaceae.
CACUUACCACCCCGCCAAGCUAACUUUAUGACAUUACCUAAGAUACCUUACUGAACACUUCGAUCCCACCCUAGAUAUCAUCCCAUACCUAGGUAUCAAAUUGAACUUCUGUGCGACUCACAGAAAGGGCAGAAUAUCACCACCGCUGCCUCUCGAACCGUCAACCAGAUCUCGCUAUGGUUCUUCAAGACCUCGGGCGACGCAUCAGCGGCGCCUUACAUGAUGCCACGAGAGCCCCCAAUCUCGACGAGAAGGCCUUCAAGGCCAUGCUCAACGAGAUAUCCGGCGCCCUCCUCGAAGCCGACGUCAAUGUAAAGCUCGUGAGCCGACUCAAGAACUCCAUCAGUACCACCGUCAACUUUAAGGAUCUCCCACCCGCCGUCAACAAGAAGCGCCUAAUCCAGAAGACCGUCUUCGAUGAACUCGUUAAACUCGUCGAUCCCCAUGCCGAACCCUUCAAGCCCAAGAAGGGCAAGUCGAACGUCAUCAUGUUCGUUGGUCUACAAGGUGCCGGAAAGACCACCACAUGUACCAAGCUCGCCCGCCACUACCAAGCGCGAGGCUUCCGAGCCUGUCUCGUUUGCGCCGACACAUUCCGAGCCGGUGCCUUCGAUCAAUUAAAACAAAAUGCCACAAAAGCCAAGAUCCCCUACUACGGUUCCCUCACCGAGACAGAUCCCGCCAAGGUGGCGCGCGAAGGUGUCGAUAAGUUUAAGAAGGAGCGCUUCGAGGUCAUCAUCGUCGAUACCUCCGGUAGGCAUAGACAAGAGUCAGCCUUGUUCCAGGAGAUGAUGGAUAUCCAGGACGCUGUCAAGCCCGACGAGACGAUCAUGGUGCUCGACGCUUCAAUAGGUCAACAAGCAGAAGCUCAAGCAAAGGCAUUCAAGGAGGCUGCAGAUUUUGGAGCGAUUAUUAUUACUAAGACCGACGGUCACGCGAGCGGAGGUGGUGCCAUAUCCGCCGUCGCAGCUACCCAUACACCGAUUGUGUUCAUCGGUACAGGAGAACACAUGCUAGAUCUGGAACGAUUCGCACCACAACAGUUCGUCAACAAAUUAUUAGGCAUGGGUGACAUGGCAGGCUUAGUAGAGCACGUCCAAUCGCUCAAAUUAGACCAAAAGGAGACGAUAAAGCACAUCACAGAGGGCAUAUUCACAAUAAGAGAUCUCCGCGAUCAACUCAGCAACAUUAUGAAAAUGGGUCCCUUAUCCAAGAUGGCAGGGAUGAUUCCCGGCAUGUCAAAUCUACCCGGUAUGGCCGGCAUGGACGACGACGAGUCGAGCGCCCGGUUAAAACGCAUGAUCUACAUAUGCGACAGCAUGACCGAGAAAGAACUCGACAGCGACGGCAAGAUGUUCAUCGAACAGCCCACGCGCAUGACGCGCGUGGCCUGCGGCAGCGGCGUCAGCGUGCGCGAAGUCGAGGACCUCCUGUCGCAGCAGCGCAUGAUGGCCGGCAUGGCGAAGAAAAUGGGCGGCAGCAUGAAGAACAUGCAGAAGGCGCAGCAGGCCAUGGGCGGCGGCAACAAAGCGCAGCAGAUGGCUGCCAUGCAGAAGAGGUUGCAGAGUAUGGGCGGUGCGGGAGGCGGCGGUAUGCCGGAUAUGGCGAGCCUUGCGCGCAUGUUUGGAGGUGGUGCGGGUGGUGGAUUGCCGGGCGGUAUGGAUAUGCAGAAGAUGAUGGAGAGUAUGGGCAUGGGUGGUAUGAUGGGUGGUGGUGGAGGGCGCGGAAGACGGUGAUCGCUAUCGAGCGUGAAAAUAAAGAAAUGAGAAAAAAGAAAAAUAUUUCAAACU